This is a messenger RNA of Achroia grisella, 5219 nucleotides long. RefSeq names its product ATPase family gene 2 protein homolog A-like. Gene Ontology annotation, molecular function: ATP hydrolysis activity; ATP binding. The transcript is spliced from 3 exons. Bases 88 to 2325 code for a protein of 745 amino acids. The record is from RefSeq and is a predicted model, not a curated record. NCBI's taxonomy places the organism in Eukaryota, Metazoa, Arthropoda, Insecta, Lepidoptera, Pyralidae. Gene Ontology annotation, cellular component: cytoplasm.
UAGGUCGUUUUCUGUUUUUCUAAUUUUUAUAUUUAAUUAUUUUAUUUACUUAUAUAUUUAAACAUUAACACUAAGCCUGAAGUGAAUAUGGCAUCGAAACAAGCUAAGAAAACACUGUGGGUUGACUGUGAGCGUUGCGGUUGUUGUAUAACCUCAAAUGAUAAAAACAAGCACGUAGAAUUAAAUUGUUCAAAAGACCAGUUAAAGUGUCCAUAUAUUGAGGAGAAAAAAUUACAUUCAUGGCUGGUAAGAGGUGGACCUCUACAGGAGGGCGUCCCGCGGAAUUCUGUGAUGGUACACCCGUCCGCGGGUUCCUUGAUUGGCGCUGUAAUCGGGGGCGCCCUCGAACUUAGCAGAGAGGGAGCGCCGACUCUUGUGAAACGUAUGUGGCCGUCUAAAACUGCAGCACCCGCCGCCGUAAUUUUACCAGCUGCAGAUUUGGCAGGUGCUUGGUGUAGUGAUAAUAAAAAAGUCACUGUUUCAGUUGUUGAGGGGCUGAUCCCAGAUGCAACACAUGUUACAAUUAAAAUUAAUAAUCAUAAAGUUGAAACAGACAUAUGUGAUAUACUGAGGCAGCAUUUUCACAAACAUUUUGUUAAUAUUGGUACUGUUUUGGUUUAUUAUUACUUUGGUAAGAAAUUAGAGAUUCAAAUAAUUAAUGUCACAUCAGAAAACUUAGAUGGAUCAAAUAAGAUAUGGUGUGUUUUAAGUGAAAAUACAGUCUGGAGUAUGGAAAAAGAUGUUAUUCACAAGGUUAAAAAGAAACCUAUAGCUUUAGGUGGCAUUGACGACAUUUUAGAUGAAGUAAAAACAUUUAUUAAUAUUUCAUUCAGGAAAACUGGUUUAACUGCCAACUUUCAACCCACAAGAGGCCUGCUCAUACAUGGCCAUUCUGGCAUAGGAAAAACUGCAAUUUGUAAAUAUCUAAUAGAAAAUAUAAAAUGCUAUUACAUUGAAGUCAAUGGUCCUAGUAUAUUCAGUAAAUAUUUUGGUGAAACAGAAGCUAUUAUGAAAGGAUUAUUUUCAAAAGCUAAAGAAAAUGAACCUAGUAUAAUUUUAGUAGACGAAAUUGAAACUAUAUGCCCUAGGAGAUCAUCAGGCAGCACUGAGCAAGAGAGAAGAAUAACUUCAGCGUUUGUGUCACUGUUAGACAGUUUGCAUGAAGAAAACUGUAGAGUGUUUGUUUUAGCAACCACCAGAAAACCUGAUGCUAUUGAUCCUAUGUUGCGAAGAUUUGGAAGGCUUGAUAAAGAAAUAGAAGUACCAAUACCAGACAGAUAUAGAAGAAAACAGAUUUUAAAUACUUUAUUAAAGAGCCUUCCCAAUAAAAUCUCAUCGCAUGACAUUGAUGCUAUUGGAGAUUUAGCUCAUGGCUAUGUUGCAGCUGAUCUUGUCAAUCUUUGCUCUCAAGCUUCAAUGAGAUGUAUAAAACGAUCUAGUGAAAUAAUUGAACAUGAAGAUUUGAUGGCAGCAUUGACUGUUGUCCGACCUAGUGCGAUGAGGGAGUUGUUAAUAGAAAUCCCGAAUGUGAGAUGGUCAGACAUUGGUGGACUAGGUAGAUUGAAAUUAAAACUUCGCCAAGCUGUUGAAUGGCCUCUGAAACAUGCUGGUAGCUUCAAACGAUUAGGAGUUAAACCUCCAAGUGGAGUGUUGCUCUAUGGCCCUCCAGGUUGUUCAAAAACAAUGAUAGCCAAAGCUCUAGCUACAGAGAGUGGCCUUAAUUUUUUAUCAAUCAGAGGUCCAGAGUUGUUUUCAAAGUGGGUGGGUGAGUCUGAAAGGGCUGUUCGUGAUUUGUUUACCAAGGCUCGACAAGUUGCGCCGUCAAUUAUAUUCUUCGAUGAGAUGGAUGCUAUUGGCGGAGAGCGGGGAGUGGGAGAGGCAGGAGUCCAUGAACGGGUGUUGGCGCAAUUAUUGACAGAGUUGGAUGGAGUUGUACCAUUACACUCAGUGACUGUACUUGCAGCUACCAAUCGUCCCGACAAAAUGGAUAGCGCGCUGUUGAGACCUGGGCGUUUAGAUAGACUGAUAUAUGUUCCUUUACCAGAUUUACAAACAAGAUUAGAGAUAUUAGAGCUGAAGCUUUCGAAAAUGAGUGUAAGUAAAGAUGUAAGCGCAAGGAAAUUGGCAAAAAUGACUGAGGGUUUCUCAGGUGCUGAGCUGAACGCUGUGUGUCAUGAAGCCGCUCUACAAGCAUUAGAAAGAGAUAUAGAAUGCCCUGCUGUCAGCAUGGACUAUUUUAUUAAUGUUUUGAUGGAUUUCGUUCCACGAACUCCUGAAUCACAACUAUCAAUUUAUACAAAAUUUGCAGGACAGAGACCUUGUUAAUAUAAAUAUUUUGAUUUAUUUAAUGAAAUUGUGUUAUUGUUGUAAAAAAAAGUGCCUUAUAUUUUUUACAAUUUAUUCAAUUGUAUGAAAUCUUAAGUACUAAUAAUGUAUAUAAGUUAACUAAUCUAGUCCCAUAUAAAUAUACAUGUUACUAAGACUACACAAACAGAAUAUAGUCAUUGACGGAGGGAAAAUAUACUGAGAAAGUUAUAUUGCUAAAAGGAAAUACAAUUCUAUAGACUAAAGAGCAGCAUAGCUAUUUGUAAUCAUUGAAAUAUAGAAGAAAAUUUAAGCAUACUAUUAUAAGUAAUGACAAUUCUAAAAUAAGUUUUAUAAUGCUCUGUAAAUUUAUAUAAAUAACGCAAAAAUCAUAUUAAUUAUGACCUGUUUGAUACUAAUUUUGUGUACAUAUAAAUGCAAUGGAUCUAAAGGUGUCCCUUUAGUGGCAACCCUAAAGUGAGAUGAGAACAUUAGUUUUAGAAUGUAUAUAAAGUUAUAUAUAACUAAUAAACAACAGAUACUCAAUAUUUUAUUAUCUGUUGUUUAUUAGUUACAUAAAUUAUAGGAAAAUGUUCACAGUCACUCUCGCAAGUAUGAACUUUCUCCUUGCAUUAAGAGACUGACUGUCUGGUCUUCCACAUCUCCCUAGGGAGGUAAAGAUUGGGGCCUCGGGGCGAACCCUUUUACCCUGGCAUCUACUCCGAGGGCAACAACCCCCGGGUGGCUAGAUCAAUGUUCCUAGGGCAAGUAUAUACAAAAAAAACUACUUAUAGCUUACUACGCGUUGUUCCAUACGUUUUUUUUAAUUGAACACAAUAUACAAGUAUGUGUGUAUGUAUAUAUACAAUUUAAAAUUCGAAUCCUCGAAGGAGCUAAUGUCAUAAUUGAAGAAAUGGCGGCAAAUUAAUUACUCUAUAACAUAACGUUAUCUGUGCUUUGUUCUCAAUUCACUUUAAGGUCGCUGUCUUUAUUUAGCGUGCAGUCCUUAAAAUUCAUACGAAUGUUUGUCGCAUUUCUUAUAUCACAAACUGUUCAUUUAAAAUCUUAUCAGUUUGUUUAUAAACACAUACAGUGGAAGAUAAAAAUUUAAUUUAAAGUCAUAAUUCUUUAUAUUUAUCUUAUCUUCCUUUAAGCCCAAUUUACACUCGGCCCCAAUUGGCAGGGAAGUGAGCAGCGCGAGAGUGUAAACACUUCUCAUGCGAUUGGCGCUGCCACUCGCGCUGCCCGGCGCUUCCUCGAUUGUCGGUUUAUCGUGCGCGACUCAAAGGACUGGCAGCGUGUUUCUACAUUCAGCCCUCUCGCUCAGUUGCUCGCCCGGCAAUAUUUCCGGCAGCGCGAGUGGCAGGGGAACCGGCUGAAUGUAACAUUAUAGAUGUGACAUAGUCUUGUUUGUGACACCUUGCUUUUGCAAUAGAAAAACUAAGAAUUGUCUAUGUAAACACUGCAUUUCUUGCAUUAACUAAUAAUUUUAAAUAUACCUCUUACAUGCUAAAAAAAUGUUAAAAUUUCUUAUCGAAAUGUCUGUUAUAAAAUUCUAUUGUAAUAUUGAAUAAAUAAGAUAUAUUAUAGUGAGAAAAAUAAUGUAUGUUUAUAGAAUGAAAACAAUAAAGAAAUACAGAAGUAAAUCUUGAUUUCCAAUUAAUCAAUCUUUUAUUCACAUGAGAUCACAGACAAGUCAGUCAGAUAUUGUCCACAAAUUAUAAAAAAAUUUAAAAAAAAAUUAAGUUUUUUUUAUAGAACACCAAUACUUCUGUUUGUUUGUGAUAAAACAUAAAAGCCGGUAGAGAGCCAAUAACCUAAGUGAAUUUAUGGUGGUCAUGACUCUCAAACAUAAAGAAUGGCCGGAAAAUAACAUAAAGAAAAAAAAACUAUAGAAUUCGAGAUAUUUUAUAUUGCAUCUGACUGGUAUGUGUGAGGAGGUGCGCAGUAUAUUGCGGUCUCGCUCACGCAGUUAAGAAUGUCCGGAGAAGAAAAUAAAGAAAAAAAAACUAGAAUUCGAGAUAUUUUAUAUUGCGCAUUCUAACUGGUAUGUGUGAGCACACGCGCAGUAUAUUAUUGUCUCGCUCACGCAGUUAAGAAUGGCCGGAUGAGAAAAAAAAAACUAGAAUUCGAGAUAUUUUAUAUUGCGCAUUCUAACUGGUAUGUGUGAGCAGGUGCGCAGUAUAUUGCUGUCUCGCUCACGCAGUUAGUCCUUAUGAGAAUUUCAAUUUUUUUAAUAAAUACUACUGCAUUUCUCAAACAGUAUGACUUUAUAUGUAAGACCAUUACAAGGUCUUCGUCAUUGUCUCUGUCUACUAUGCACAGGACAUGGCGUGAAGAUUGGAAAGGGUAUCUUAAACCAAAAUUAGGAACAUGUCACAACACAACCAAACAGGGUACAAACUUUGACAAUAUUGUCGAACUUGUUUUAACACGAAUAAUUGUAUGGUAAAUAAAGGCAUUUACCUCACGACGCUUCGACUAGGUUACACUAGCUGGAGUCACGAGCUGACUGGAGUAACAGGGUGUUAAGAUUCGGUUAAUAAUAUAAUGUGUCACUACCGUCAUUAGAGUAUUCGAAAAAUGACGGUAGUCGAAACUGUCGGUACAUAUCAACAUUGGCAUUAGCAGUUACAAGGCAACACCGUUUGUUUUUUGAUACGCAGACCUUUUUAUAUAUUUUUGAACUGUAUAUUUUGACGUUCUGUUUUUAUAUAUCAAUUAUUUUCUAAAGCCAUAUUCCUUGGCUUUACGUUUUUGCUCUUCUAGGUGAGUAUACCAAAUUUACCUCACCUAGGAACGUGUCUCAUUUUAAACCAGUUUAAUACACUCCUUCCGAGGGGGAAAGGGAUUGUUAGUAAUGUGGACUCUCGACCCCAUUGCUAGCAAUGUUCCAUGUCAGCUUGACCUCCAUG